This is a messenger RNA of Penicillium antarcticum, 3762 nucleotides long. RefSeq names its product nuclear protein localization protein 4 (gene npl4). Gene Ontology annotation, molecular function: ubiquitin protein ligase binding; ubiquitin binding; acetoacetate-CoA ligase activity. Bases 1 to 3762 code for a protein of 1253 amino acids. The transcript has 6 exons. NCBI's taxonomy places the organism in Eukaryota, Fungi, Ascomycota, Eurotiomycetes, Eurotiales, Aspergillaceae. Gene Ontology annotation, biological process: ubiquitin-dependent protein catabolic process; lipid metabolic process. Gene Ontology annotation, cellular component: nucleus. The record is from RefSeq and is a predicted model, not a curated record.
AUGGCCCAAUCAUCACAAGUAAAGCCUAUUUGGCUACCUACGUUGCCACAAGACCAGAUUCCCAUGAACAUCUACCGAGCGCAUAUCAACCAAAAGUUCCAGCAGCGCCUUCGCUCCUCUCAAGACUUGCACCAAUGGUCUGUUAAAAAUUUACAAGACUUUUGGGUCGAUCUUCAUCAAUAUACGGGGAUCAUUCCGUCGUUGCCUCCGACUGUGACAACUGCCUUUGAUGACAGUGUGCCCAUGCAAAGUUUGCCUGAGUUCUUCAGUGGAGCAAGCGUGAACUAUGCGGAGAAUGUGCUCUCUGGUCGGGACUUGACAAAGACUGCUCUUGUUGGAGUUCGUGAGGGUCAAGAUCUAGAUGGAGAGGUUUGGACUUGGAGCUUGUUGAGGGAGAAUGUUCGAAAGGCAAGGAGUGCUCUCCGUCAACUUGGAAUCAAGGAAGGUGACCGGGUGGCUGCAAUUAUAUCCACGAGCGUUUGGUCAGUUGGCCUGUUCCUGGCGACAGCAAGCAUUGGAGCCAUCUGGACUAGCAUUGCGCCGGAUUUGGGUGACGAAGGCUGUAUCUCUCGAUUGCAGCAAGUAACCCCUCGCGUACUCUUUGCUGAUGGCGAGUCGACGUACAAAGGGAAGAUGCGAUCCAAUGUUGUCAAGAUACAAAGCAUCUUCAAGGCCAUGAAAAUAAAGCCACAGGUGUUUUUGAUUCCAAUCACUGGCGCCCACGAGCCAGCCUUUCCCAGUCUGAACGACUUCCUCUCGAAGUCACGACAAGAAGACCAACUCGGAUUCAAGAGAGUACCCUAUUCUCAUCCCCUCUAUAUUCUCUAUACGAGCGGGACUACCGGCCAACCGAAGUGCCUGGUCCACAGCCACAGUGUUAUUCUACAACACAAAAAGACAUCUGUGCUGCACAACUCUCUCACACCAAAAGAUGUCGUCUUCCAGUAUAGCAGUACCUCUUGGGUAUUGUGGAAUAUCAUGAUCGGCCAUCUCUCGGUAGGUCCGACUCUGAUUCUAUACGAUGGAUCACCUUUGUGGCCAAGUGCGAAAGGAAUGGCAGGGAUCGCGGAGUAUCAUCGAGUCACUUACUGGGGCUGCUCGCCUCGCUAUCUGCAGGAGCUCGAGAUGACUGGCUGUGUUCCAAAGGAUGAGUUUGAGCUGUCAUCUCUCCGCAUGGUGCAAACAGGAGGCUCGCAUCUUGGUGAAGAUCAAUAUCAUUGGUUUUAUCGAGCAUUCCCGCCAAAGGUACACCUCACCAGUGUCACUGGAGGUACUGACUUGGUCACUUCUUGGAUUGGAACCGAUCCUGCUGGCCCGCUGUAUCCCGGAGAAAUCCAGCUUCCUAUGCUGGGGCAGGAUGUAGAUGUUGCUGAUCCCGUCACUGGAGAAUCAAUCAAACACUCUGGUAGACAUGGAGAGUUUGUCUGUCGCAAGCCAUUCCCAUCAAUGCCUGUCUUUUUCUGGGGCGAUAAAGAUGGAGCGAAAUACAAGAGUACGUAUUUUGACAGGUUUGAGAACUGUUGGGCUCAGCAUGACUGGGCAAGCUAUAAUCCACAAACAAAGGGCUGGCAAAUCCAUGGGCGAAGUGACGGUGUUCUGAACCCACAGGGUAUUAGAUUCGGAAGCUCUGAUAUCUACUCGAUCACUGAGUCCGCUCCUCUCAACUCGGUAAUUUCAGCAACCUUAUGCGUCGGUCGAAGAAGACCUCAUGAUUCUGAUGAAGUGGUUUUUCUGUUUGUGGUCAUGCAAUCUGGCAACUCAUUCACUGGUCAACUUGCAGUCGAGCUGAAGGAUGCAAUUCGCAAAGGGUUGAGCAGUAAACAUGUUCCUCGCUUUGUGAUUGGGGUGAAAGAAGUCCCCAUGACAGUUAAUGGCAAAAAGAUCGAGACCCUGGUCAAGCAGAUCGUGGAGCAGCUCCCGGCAAGUGUCGAUCCUUCAUCCAUUGCCAUCUCAAACAAACCCAUCGGCACAGGCGGCGAGGAGAGAGAAUUAGAUGGCCUACAAGGCGUUUCAAUUCAGCAAGUCGGACUGAAACACGGUGAUAAGCUCUUCAUUGGGUACAAGGAACAGACACAACAGAAUGGACCUUCAAACGGCGACACAUCUGCCUCAGAGCGACGAUUAAAUGGCGCUCCGAUUCCCCAGCAACAGACUGUUCCGAUCCGUCCCCAGGCAACCUCCUCCGCAACAAUCAAGAACCCCUGGGAUGUGGUGAAGCAAUCACCGCUGGACAACCUGCUGGACAAGAAAGAUGGCAAGAUCAAGCGGAAUAUGGAUCACAAGAUGUGCAAGCAUGGCCCUCGAGGCAUGUGUGAUUACUGCAUGCCACUCGAACCAUAUGAUGCGAAAUACAUGGCCGAAAAGAAGAUCAAGCAUCUUUCGUUCCACUCAUAUCUGCGGAAGAUCAACGCUGCAACCAAUAAGCCCGAGAUGGGAACCUCCUUCAUGCCACCACUCAACGAACCAUACUACCGAGUGCGAACUGACUGCCCAUCGGGACAUUCGCCAUGGCCGGAGGGUAUUUGCACAAAGUGUCAACCCAGUGCCAUUAGUCUGCAACCCCAGGAAUUCCGGAUGGUUGACCACGUGGAGUUCGCCUCUCCAGAUCUCAUCAACUCUCUUCUUGACUUCUGGCGAAAGUCUGGUGCCCAGCGCCUUGGCUUUCUGUACGGAACGUAUGAGGAGUACACCGAAGUACCACUGGGUGUCAAGGCUGUUGUGCAAGCAAUCUACGAGCCCCCACAAAUGGGCGAAGUCGAUGGUGUUACGCUCCACGAUUGGCACAACGAGAAAGAAGUAGAUGAGGUGGCUAGUCUUUGCGGAUUGCAAAAGGUUGGUGUCAUAUUUACAGAUCUUCUCGAUGGCGGCCAGGGAGACGGUUCGGUGGUAUGCAAGCGUCACAUCGACUCAUACUUCUUGUCCUCUCUGGAAAUCGCCUUUGCCGCACGCCUUCAGGCACAAAACCCCAAGUCAACCAAAUGGAGUCGCACGGGACGCUUCGGUUCCGACUUCGUCACAUGUGUACUCAGCGGUGAUGAAACAGGUGCUAUCAGCAUCAGCUCAUACCAAGCCUCUGUGUCUGCAGUCGAGAUGGUCCGUGGGGACAUUAUUGAGCCCUCCGCCGACCCUUCUGUCAUGCUGGUACAAUCAGAGACCGACGAGGAUAUCGGAGCCAGAACUCGGUACAUCCCCGAGGUUUUCUACCGCCGCAUCAACGAGUACGGUGCCAGUGUUCAAGAAAACGCCUCGCCAAGUUUCCCAGUCGACUUCCUACUAGUUACUCUUACCCAUGGAUUCCCCACAGAGUCAUCCCCAUUGUUCACCAACAGUCGCUUCCCCAUCGAGAACCGCGAAAUUAUUGGCGAAAGUCAAGAGUUGCGACAUGUCGCCCAGAAGCUUAUGCCCGGAGACCCCCAAAGGGCCAUUCAAGGUGUCUCCGACUUCCACUUGCUGUGCUUCUUGCACGGACUUAGCACCUUCAACAAGGAUGAGGAAUCCCUUCUGUGCCGCGUCGCGAAAACCAAAUCCCCCGCUGAAGGAAUGCAACUGUUGAAUACAUCAGGAUGGGCAACGUUGAUGACCAUCCUUGAGGAGAGUGGUGAGCGCCCCCUAAGCGCCCCUGGCCCACCGCGGUUGAGUCUCCUCGCCCGGAUCUCCAAUCGCGAGGACGUCGCAACCCCCCUUCUUCCCAUACAUCCCGCUCCAAUACUCCCAACGCGGAUGGUGAACAGCUUGCUAAGAGGUUUAAGGGAGCUAGUCUAG